AUGGAGAACGAGUUUUAUAAUGCCUUUGCUAGUCCGAUGACUAUUACUCAAAGCACGAUGCUUGAAAAUGAGACGGGGACAACUCAAAAACCACCUAAGCUUAUGGAUAUUGAUGAGUUUAGUGGAUGGGCCGAAUGUUUUGCUAACUGGGUUGAAGCAUAUCACUUAGAUGCAUGGGAACAUACUGAAUUUCAAUAUGCUAGACCAGUCGGGGACAAUAAUGUGAAAAUACCAAUUAGAGAAUUGAGUGCUGAGGAGAAAAAGAAAUACAUAGAUGAGAAAAUGAUGGGUCAAGCUUUUGUUGCUCAAAUUGUUAAUGAUUAUACUGAUGACUAUUGGGCAGAAAAAAUUAGAAAACAUUUAAAUGCUGAAGUUGAGAAAAAGAAGAAAUACGAAGAAGAAGAAGAAGAGCAAAUGAGACAAGCUGAAGCUGAGAAAAAGCUGAAAGAGUCAUAUGAUGUCUUGAACAAAGCCAUGAAUCAAUACAAUGAGACAAGCACUGAGCAAGCCACAGCAAUGAAGACACUCAAAGGAGCAUACAUGAGACAGCUUGAUAGUGUCAACUAUUACACUGAAAAGAUUUACCCCAUAGUGGAAGGAAUGAAGACGUUUGAAGAAGAAAAGAAUUCGGAAGAGAAGAAGUCUGAAAUAAAAGAAGAUGAUGAAGAAAAUCAUCAGAAGCAGAAAAAGAGCAAGUGUUCAGAAAGCAAACUAACAAAGAUUUCCUUGCAAAGAAGCAAGAAGAAAUAA
This is a messenger RNA of Helianthus annuus (common sunflower), 750 nucleotides long. Its product is annotated as structural maintenance of chromosomes protein 1A-like. The coding region runs from base 1 to 750 and encodes 249 amino acids. Lineage: Eukaryota; Viridiplantae; Streptophyta; Magnoliopsida; Asterales; Asteraceae. The record is from RefSeq and is a predicted model, not a curated record. The transcript has 5 exons.